UCACAAUCACGAAAUUUACUAACCGGGGCUCUAUAAAUAGCGGCUCAUGCGCUUGGCCUCUUCGCGCAUUCGCAAAGUGUCUCUCUUCAGAUUCCACAGAAGAUCACAACCAAGCUUAAUUGAUACCCGCUCGAAGGCAUGGACGGCGCUAAGAAGGGCGGCGGUGGAGGGGGCGAGAAGUGCAGUGGUGGCGUCGUAGGAGGAGCAACAGGUGCAGGUGGUGGUGGUGGGGCAGCGAAAGGAGGUGGCGGCAGCAGCGGUGGAACAAUGGUUGCGCCAGGAAGCGGGGGUGCGGCCCAUAUUUCGAGGGCAGAGUUUGAGAAAAACCCGCAGGGUUACUUUGCUGAGCUCCAUGAGAGUGACUGUAAGACGGACGGCCGCCUAUGCGUGCUGCUGGAUUAUGAACGAAAUGAAUCAAAAGACUCAUCUUCUGCAUCACCGCAUCUGUUCUUGGACGACGCCAUCAUCAAAUUCCACAGAAGAUCCCAACUAGCUAGUCAUCACCCAUCAGAAGGAAACAUGGGCGGCAAGGGAGGCAGUGGCGGAGGCGGGAAGGGCGGCGGGGGAGGUGGCGGUGGAAAGGGAGGAAGUGGUAGCGGGGGAGGAGCAAGAGGUGGAGGAUGUGGCGGCGGGGCUGCAAAAGGAGGCGGCAGUAGCGGAGCAGGCAUGAUGAUUGCCCCGGGAUCUGGUGGUUCGGCGCAUAUCUCCAGGGAUUCGUUCGAGAGUAACCCACAGGGUUACUUUUCUGGGCUCCAUGAGAGCUCCAAGGGGAACAAAUGA
Molecule: messenger RNA, 780 nt
Organism: Rhodamnia argentea
Lineage: Eukaryota; Viridiplantae; Streptophyta; Magnoliopsida; Myrtales; Myrtaceae
Product: probable H/ACA ribonucleoprotein complex subunit 1
Exons: 4
Coding region: 139-780 (213 amino acids)
Source: RefSeq, a predicted model, not a curated record